AUGGACGAAACUUUCAAAGUUUUCCACCGAGUUCUAUCUAUCGCCGGAAUUUCUAUCUAUGCGAAACGAAACUGGGAUUCCAAAGGAUGGCUUCUUCUGCAGAUUUUCAACUUCAUCCUUGGAUUUUUAACUUUUUUAUUCACGUCCGGUUUCGUGGCUUCUAAUGUGUCGAAUUUGCUGCUGUUUAUCCAGGGCGCUUGUAUCUGGACGACCGGGGUUAUCAUGUUCAUUACGCUGGGGGUCUGUCUGUACUUCAAAAGGGAUUUCAGGGCAUUCCUGGAGGAGAUCGCUUUCUCGGACUUGAUCCUGGAGAUGCCUUUGAUCGAGCACGUCGUUAGUCUGAGUCUGGCAAAAGGCAAGGUGGGGGAAUUGAAAACCAUGGUGUUGGAUUCGCAGAAGAAACUUCUGAAGUAUACUAGAAUUUUGUUCAUAUCUUACGUUGCCAGCGUUUGGUUGUGUGCCUCGCUGUAUUUAUGCACUCCAAUAUAUCUAAUGUGUGUAACUGGAGAUGAAAAUUUACGUCUUUUAGCGUUCGACAUGUGGUUUCCCUGGGGGUUGGAGAACUUCGCCGUGUUCGUCGCGUCCUUUAUAUUUCAUGCAUACGCUGGGUACUUGUGCUGUAUAGCCUAUCCUGGACUCCAGUCAACGAUAUUUUUCAUGGUCGGACAGAUCGUCCGCCAGCUUCGGAUUAUGUGCUUUAUAAUGCUUAAUUUGGAUGACCUAGCGGGAGAAAUAGUCGACGGAAACUUAGAACUCAGACAAACAGUUUGUACACAAAUUUUAUCACAGUGCGUAGCUCAUUAUGUGAAAAUAAAAAGGUUCGCUAACCGACUGAAUGUGAUAUGUCAGCCGUUUUACCUGGCGUUGGUGUUGGUCGCCGUGAUGUUGGUCUGCAUGUGCUCGGUGAAAAUCGCGAUAUCAGACAAACUUUCUAUGGACACGGCAAAGUACUACGUGCACGAGUUUUGUUUUAUUCUCGUGGUGCUACUAUUUUGUUCUCUCGGACAGCAAGUUCAAAAUGAGUGCGAGAAACUAGAAGUGGCGGUUCUAGAGAAGUGGUACAUAUUUAACGCCAAACACAAGAACAGCGUAAGGAUUUUUCAUAUGGCGCUCGGUCAGAGAAUGCCUAUUUAUAUUUUUGGUUCCGUGACACUUUCCUUACCAACAUUCACUUGGUUUAUAAAAACGGGAAUGUCAUUCUUUACCCUCGUUAUGUCAUUUUUAGAAGAACAGUAG
Messenger RNA from Aricia agestis (brown argus), 1236 nucleotides. RefSeq lists its product as uncharacterized. Gene Ontology annotation, molecular function: odorant binding; olfactory receptor activity. The record is from RefSeq and is a predicted model, not a curated record. The transcript has 7 exons. Gene Ontology annotation, biological process: detection of chemical stimulus involved in sensory perception of smell; sensory perception of smell. Gene Ontology annotation, cellular component: plasma membrane. NCBI's taxonomy places the organism in Eukaryota, Metazoa, Arthropoda, Insecta, Lepidoptera, Lycaenidae. Bases 1 to 1236 code for a protein of 411 amino acids.